Aplosporella prunicola CBS 121167 is the source of this 1056-nucleotide messenger RNA. RefSeq lists its product as uncharacterized. The record is from RefSeq and is a predicted model, not a curated record. Gene Ontology annotation, cellular component: nucleus; elongin complex. NCBI's taxonomy places the organism in Eukaryota, Fungi, Ascomycota, Dothideomycetes, Botryosphaeriales, Aplosporellaceae. The coding region runs from base 1 to 1056 and encodes 351 amino acids. The transcript has a single exon. Gene Ontology annotation, biological process: transcription elongation by RNA polymerase II.
AUGCCCGCCUCAUCGCUCUUCGAAAUGGCCAAGCGGCGCGUCAUCCGCAACAUCCACCUCCUGACGGACGUGGGCGACGAGCUGCCCUACCGCAUCCUCGAGCCCAUCCUCAAGAAGAUUGAGAACCCGAGCCAGCUGCGCGAGAUUGAGAAGAACAGCCCGCACCUGGCCGAGGACACGGGCGAGCUGUGGCUGGCCUUCAUCAAGCGCGACAUCCAGAACUGGGAGGACCGGGCGCACGUGCCGCGCAACCCGUCGUCGUGGGCCAAGGUGUACGCCAAGCUGAAGCGCGACCAGGAGGCCGAGAUCGAGCAGCAGCAAAGGGCGCUCAAGGACGCCCUCAAGAAGAAGGAGCUCGAGCGCAAGAAAAACACCAGCACCCUGCUCAACCGCAACUUUGCCGACCCGCGCCGCGCCAAGGGCGGCUGGGGCAGUAGUAGUAGUAGCACCCAAGCUGCCCAAGUCGCCAGAGACCCCCGCAACUUCACCUACCGCCCCGGCGAGAAGAAGAAGACGCUCACCGGCAAGGGCAUCAUCGCCAAGAUCCAGCACCAGGCCGCCGACCACCGCUCCCAGCAGCGCCUGGCCCAGGGCAACGCCCGCGCCCUCACCCACUCGUCCCUCGGCAAGGUGACGGUCGCCCCCAAGAGCAUGGCCCCGGAGCCGUCGCGCAUGCCCGUCGACAACGGCCGCCGCGUCGGAGGCCCCGUCACGGGCCUGGCCGCCGUCGGCGGCGACCGCUUCCUCCAGGAGCGCCGCGAGGCCAUCAAGAAGAAGGAGGACGCCGCAAAGGAGCGCGACCGCCUCCGCGACCGCGAGGCCAGGCUCAAGGCCCUGGCUUCGGGCCACAAGCUCCCCCCAAGGGACGGCUCGCCCGCUGAGGGCCCCUCCUUCUCCUCCUCGUCCCGCGGCCGGGAGGCGGGCGCUGGUGGCCUGCCGGCUAGGAAGGCUCCGCCGCUGGGUAGUAGCAGGCGCUCGCCCUCGCCGCCGGGUGGACGGUCGGCCAACAAGAGGAAGCGCGAUGCCAAUGUUUUCAUGGCGCCGAGGAAGAAGUGA